Messenger RNA from Temnothorax curvispinosus, 2059 nucleotides. RefSeq names its product UTP--glucose-1-phosphate uridylyltransferase-like (gene UGP). The record is from RefSeq and is a predicted model, not a curated record. Gene Ontology annotation, cellular component: cytoplasm. The transcript has 12 exons. Gene Ontology annotation, biological process: UDP-alpha-D-glucose metabolic process; glycogen metabolic process. Bases 16 to 1725 code for a protein of 569 amino acids. Gene Ontology annotation, molecular function: UTP:glucose-1-phosphate uridylyltransferase activity. Lineage: Eukaryota; Metazoa; Arthropoda; Insecta; Hymenoptera; Formicidae.
UCGACAAUAAGGCACAUGUGGCCGCGUACGAUCCCAGUUCGGGAGCGAUUCCACCCGAGGCCCCGACGAAUCUCGAUCACCGUUGCGACCUGUCGUGACCUUCGCCGCGGCGUUAAAGGGCACGGUCAACCGUCUCGCAAUCUCGAUCGACGAUGCUGCAAGUCGACGACAGAAAGUGCCGACAGGGUUGUAAAAGAUGAGAAGCCGACGUAUGGCCAUGCACGCGGUCACCAACGCAGCUCUUCAGAUACACAGGCGUUCCGCGAGCGUACGAAGAGAGAUGCACGGGAUGAGCUGCAGCGCGAGCUCGAGAAGCUGGGGGCGACCGCCCGCGAGGACAAGAAGGCGAUGAUCGGCCGGCAGUUCUCCGGAUUCCAGCAUCUGUUCGAGCGAUUUCUGCAGGAGGAGGGCCCGUCCUUGGAGUGGAACCACAUUCAGAAGCUGUCCGAAGAUGCGGUCAAGGAUUACAACUCCUUGCCAUCGCCGGAGACGAACGAGGUGAAGGAGCUGCUGGACAAGUUGAUUGUUGUCAAAUUAAACGGUGGUCUUGGAACGAGCAUGGGAUGCCACGGGCCGAAAUCCGUUAUCGCUGUGCGAAAUGGACUCACGUUUCUUGAUCUUACCGUUCAACAAAUCGAGCACCUAAAUAAAACGUAUAACGCUAACGUGCCACUCAUACUGAUGAACUCGUUCAACACGGACGACGAUACGCAACGGAUAAUUAGGAAGUACAAAGGAAUCGAUAUAGAUAUUUACACUUUUAAUCAGAGCUGUUAUCCGCGCAUAAACAGGGAUUCUCUCCUCCCGAUCGCUAAGCACUGUCAAAUCGAUGAGGAUAUAGAAGCCUGGUACCCACCCGGCCACGGAGACUUCUACGAGAGUUUCCAAAACUCUGGUUUACUUAAAAAAUUCAUUCGUGAGGGCCGCGAAUAUUGUUUUAUCUCGAACAUAGAUAAUCUUGGUGCUACGGUGGAUAUUAAAAUCUUGAAGUCGUUGUUGAGUAAAAGGCCGGAACCAUCUCUUGAAUUUGUGAUGGAAGUAACCGACAAAACGCGAGCGGAUGUCAAGGGUGGUACACUUAUAAAAUACGAGGAUAAACUUCGUCUCCUUGAAAUAGCUCAAGUUCCCAAGGAUCAUAUCGACGAUUUUAAGUCCAUUAAGACAUUUAAGUAUUUCAACACUAACAACCUCUGGAUUAAACUUAGUGCUAUUGAGAGAGUGCUUGAGCAAAAAGCGUUGAAUAUGGAGAUAAUUGUAAACAACAAAACUUUUCCCAAUGGCCUAAAUAUAAUACAACUUGAAACAGCUGUAGGAGCCGCUAUGAAAUCAUUCGAAGGAAGUGUUGGUAUAAAUGUACCGCGCAGUAGAUUCUUGCCGGUGAAAAAGACUUCUGAUCUGAUGCUCGUAAUGAGCAAUUUAUAUACACUGCGCAACGGAUCUCUUGUGAUGAGUCCUCAAAGGAUGUUCCCGACAACGCCUCUCAUCAAAUUAGGAGACAAUCACUUUUCAAAAGUGAAAGAGUUUCUCAUCAGAUUUCCGACAAUACCAGAUCUCCUCGAAUUGGAUCAUUUGACGGUGUCGGGCGAUGUCACUUUCGGAAAAGGAGUAACGCUGAAAGGCACCGUCAUUAUAAUCGCCAAUCACGGGGAACGUAUAGAUCUACCUUCUGGAACCGUUUUAGAAAAUAAAAUUGUAUCAGGCAAUCUACGCAUAUUGGAUCACUAAGUCACAACGGCAGGCAAAGGACCGCUUUAAUUCGUCUCGCGUACAUGUCUGAAAGAAUGAGGGGUCUGUGUUUUCAGCAAUCAUGUUCCAGCUUAAAUUAACUAGUCAAGCGAUUCAAUUGUAUAUAUUCGUAAUGUUAUUUUAGGGAGAAAGGGCCGGAAAUAUAUUUCUACAAAAAUUAUUUUACCUAAUUGUAUAUAAGAACUUAUAUAAGAAUUUAAUUAUGAGAUAUCAAAGAGAAAUUUAUAAUGUAUAAAAUAUAUACUGUUGUGUAGGCGCGAUGGAAGCUUACAAGGCAUAUUCUAUUAUAAUAAAUAAAUACUUUCAAAUUUUA